This is a messenger RNA of Rhipicephalus microplus (southern cattle tick), 3427 nucleotides long. RefSeq lists its product as uncharacterized. Lineage: Eukaryota; Metazoa; Arthropoda; Arachnida; Ixodida; Ixodidae. Gene Ontology annotation, molecular function: phosphatase activity. Gene Ontology annotation, biological process: DNA damage response. Gene Ontology annotation, cellular component: nucleus. The record is from RefSeq and is a predicted model, not a curated record.
AACCCACAACAACAAAUACGUCAUGGCCGCCAUGUUUCUGAAUCACAUGCUGAACCACGGAGGAAAAAAAGGUCCUCCGUGUGCUGAACUAUUUCAGAAAAUCGCAGCCUCGCUUAGAAAUAAGAAGUCCCAUCGUCAUCAUCGCAAUCAGCGCCACCGUUCGUUCAUUUUUCUAACUACAGGAAUAUUUUGCAGGUGAGCUGAUUGCAGCCGACGAUGGCCACUCCUACACCCAAAUCGCGGCAAUCGAAAACCUCAGAUCGAUCACAGGAAAGCCAUGGAAGUUCCGCCUUAAGUCACCGACACGAUAAAACUGCGUCAGAAGGCUCGAAAUCAUCGAAGGAACCAGCUGUCGAAACCGCGAUUCAGCGACACUCGAAAACGGUAUCGGAAAACUCGAAAUCACUGCAGUCCGCAGUAGUCGAUAUCGCGUCGUCUUCAAAACAAACGCAACUAACUACCGCCACCGAAAGUAGGCAAGUGGUGUCCAAAUCGUCCGCAGGCGGCAUUUCGGAAAACUCUGCGCCCGAACAUCCCGUAGAAAAACCAGAACCGGCACCGCGCGAGGGAAAAGAGAGCUCGAAAUCGUCGCAUGGCACGGCUGUCGAUAUGGAGUCGUCUUCAAAACGAUCGCAACCAGCGCCGAUCGACACAGCCGCCGCCGAAAGUAAGCUCUUGGGGUCCAAAUCGCCCGCAGACCGCAUUUCAGAAAAAUCUGCGCGUCAACAGCCCGAAGAAAAACCAGAACCGGCACCGCGCGAGAAGCACCGUCAAGAUCAGACUCCACCAAAGUCGUCAAAUGCGGCUGAACGUAACACGAAAGAGAACCAAGCAGCAUCCCAAUCGGCGACACCGAUGACGUCUGGGCGAUCCGGCAGCGAAAAGGAAACGCCAACCGCUGCCCCGCGCAGCCAAUCGCGGCGGGACUCUCCGGAGAAACGACCGAGCUCGGCGUUAAUCGAAGGAGCUGCCGACACGGACCUACAGCCUUUGUGGGCGCAGUCGGAAGGUGAAGUGGUUCCCGCGUGGCACAGUUUCUCCGCCGGAAAGUCACCGCCGCGAGAUUUGAUGUCGCGAGAACGGCGCUCCGAUACGGACAAGGGCCCGUUCUCCACGACACCCAGCGAACUCUCGCUGGGACCCGAAAACGAGGGCUUCGCAGAGGACGACAAGGCAGUGUCCUCAAAGCCGCGCGCGUCCGCAUCGUCCACGACCGCAAGGCGGCCAGACGCGCUAGAGUCGUCUGCUGGUGAACCUCCGACACAACUUCCAGCUGAGCCUACAACUGAACCUCCACUUCAGCCUACAGCUGGAGCUUCAGCUGAGCCUACGACCGAAUCUCCAGUUGGGCCACCGACCGAGCCUUCAGGCAAAGAAGAAUGUGAGGAGGCACAGGGCAAGGAGCCGCAAGACGAACAGCCGGUGAGAAUACCAUGGUGGAAGCGGUCAAUGGCGACAUCAAAGCAGCGUUCAGCAGAUGCUCAAAUAAAAAAAGAGACUGUGGCUCCACUGCUGCGGCCCCUCAGUGCAAAGUAUAAAGACAGCUUUGCUUACGAAACAGUGCGUGACAGGCUGCCGGUCAUCUUGACGAAAGUCAUUGACACCGUUUUCAGGGACCGGAUGGAGAUAGAGAGAGUGUUGGGCCCCGAGGCACGCGAGGAGACCAAACAGAUUGUGGGACGCCUCGCCAGGCUGCGCAACGAAAUGGUUACCAACAAACCCAUGACACCCGUAGAAGACGACUUUGAGGAUGCAGAAAUAUGGAACAACGUGCUGAAGGAGUACACGUCAAAAAAUGGUCGUGAACCCCACUGGUAUGAAGCCCCCUGGCUCUACAUUGAGACCUAUUUCUAUCGGCGCAUCUUCGAAGCAUUCCGGCUCACAGCCAAGCUGAGAGACUACGACCCCUUCAGUAAGCUCAAGCAGGACGCUCUUUACGGCUCAUUCAAUGCAGUGCGUGCCCUGUGCGACAUUUUGCGUUGGAAUACUCCUCGAGAUGCCACUUUAGAGACCCUCCAGCAAACCACGUACAGGCUCGUCGAGCUGUCACUUUGGGGUAAUCGGUGCGACCUUUCACUGUCUUCUGGUACAGACACUUCAACACAAGCAGGCUCGCUGCAGCUGACUGAAAGACUUCGACCGUACAUCAUUUGUAGUCACACCGACAGGUUAAUGCACUACUUAUGCAGGCUCCGAGAACGCAACUUUGAUGGAGAGGUUGUUCACUUGCAUUGCGUGCUGGACAAUUCAGGCUAUGAGCUGGCUACUGACUUGGUUCUCCUGGACUUCCUUCACGAGACCCAAUACGUGAACAGAGUGACAAUCCAUGUUAAGGCAAUCCCUUGGUUUGUGUCCGAUGUGACGUGGCGGGACCUGUUCUGGACACUGCGCGAGAUGGAAGACAGUGACCACACCGCAACACAGGCGCUGAGCCAACGGUGCCAGCAUCGAAUCAUGCAAGGAGUGUGGUACGUAAUGGACGACAUUUUUUGGACACAGUCAUUCGACUAUGCCGAGAUGGCAACGAGACGGCCCGACCUUUACAACCUGUUGCAGUCAGCCGAUUUACUACUCUUCAAAGGAGAUCUCAACUACAGAAAACUUGUUGGUGACCUUAAUUGGAACCCCACUGUUCCCUUCAAGCAAGCACUGCGAGGCUUUGAGCCAACGUUCGUGUGUGCCUUGCGCACGCUAAAAGCAGACACUGUGGUGGGCAUAGACCCAGUGAUUCUCGAUAAAGUGGCACAGAGGUCGUCUAAUUGGAUGGUGACUGGCGAGUACGCUGUGAUUCAGUGCGCCGGAGAAGAGCAUGUGAAAGGGCCUAGCUUGGCUUCCACACCGGAGAGUGUCAGUAGCCCUAAAAUAUCUGGCACUUCUACACCAGUGCAUGAAUCGACAAAUUCUGAUUCGUUGAUGCACACUACUGCGUCAAUCCACAAAAAGAAAAGCUCCGACAUGCAUCAAGAAGCAAGAAAACCCUCAGGCACUGCCGCUGAACAAGUGAAUGAAAGUGCGCUAAAUGAGUCAGCAGCUAGUGCCACAGAGCCUAGCGCAACAGCAGUCAGCAAAACCACGAUUGGCACUACAGCUGCUGCUUCGAGCAGUACCAUUCAUGAAGUGCCACAACGGAGUAGCCACAGUUCUGGGCCUGAUGACACAAAGAAGCACAGUGGCAACAGUUCACGCUCUGCAGCCAAGGAUGCACCACUGCAUAAGUCAGAAUGAGUCAUGUGUAUUACGGACACUUAUUGAUCGAAUUUUUACUCGUACUGGCAGGUGUUUGAUAACUGCCCCAUCACGACGUUUGAUGUAAAUAAUGUUGCCUCUCUAAGGGACAUGUAUGAUUAAGCAUUGCAAUUGAUUUAUGUGACGUACUACGUAUGAUCAAGCAUUAAGACUAGUUCAAUAAAUUUACGUUACGUAUUGA